This is a messenger RNA of Nezara viridula (southern green stink bug), 1437 nucleotides long. Lineage: Eukaryota; Metazoa; Arthropoda; Insecta; Hemiptera; Pentatomidae. The record is from the annotation of a GenBank genome assembly.
GUUAAUAAACACUUUGACACAGAUUAGGAUUUAUCAAUAAUCUUCAGAAAGGUAUAGUUUACAAUGACAGAACCACAGAUGCAAGGGCCCGAGGAUGAGGAUGAAGAGAAAAUGGAUCCAGAAAAGCGUAAGCAAUUGGAGAAGCAAAGGUUGAAAGAAGAGAAAAAGUUGCAGGCUCAGAGAGACGAGGAAGAAAGAAAAUACAAUCUAAGAAAGGACCUUUUGUCCAAAGAGUUGGACUAUUAUCACUCUGUUGAAGAACAGAUACGGAGUACUUUAGAUUUCACUGCUGGUGUAAUGAAAGAGAACAUUACAAAUGCUGAAAAGGAGCACUUUUGGGGUACUUUUAGAAUGAAAUCAGAAUGGAAAGAUUUUCACAGAAAUCAGUUAUUAGAAAAUGUAAAAGGUAGAACUGUUGGAGAGGAUUUGGUCAACCAUGUUUACUUGGAAAGCUUUGACCAAAUAUUGGGCAACUAUCAAGAAAUAAUGCUGCAGAUGUUAAAUGAUUUUGAAUUCCAACGGGACAGAAUGUUAAAAAAACAUUGGUCGUUUCUAAAAUAUGCCAAACUCAAAGGAAUGGAAACCAGAGAUGACGUUCGAACUGUGUCUUAUGGCAUAUCAGAUAGAUAUGAAAGAAAGUGUCAAGUAUUAGCCAAAAAGCAAAGAAAAUUUCGUAUGAAACUCCAUAAUAAGCACUUAGAUGAUACUGCUGAGACAGCUUUUGAUUUGGAAACAAAAGCUUUUAAUCUGUGGGUUCAAUUCAGAACUGUAUUUGGAAGAUUUAGAAAAGAUUGGAAACUAGCUAAAAGACUUGUUAUCUUUCUCAAGUUAAAAGAUAGAGAGGAAAGAAAAGAAAUUGAAAAACAGAGAAAACUAUUGAAUGAGGUUCAAGCUUUGAGGAAAACUAACAGUAAGGCUGAGAAGAGUUUUUGGAGUGAAAAGAACAAGGAGUUAGCUGCUGAAAGAACCAAAUAUGCCAAUGCCUACGCUCAGCUGUUGCAUAAAUUUCAAGAGAACAUGAAGUUUGAUGAAAAUAAUCUUACUUUUCUUAGUAAUGUCAGCCUGAAUAUCAUAAAGGAAUUUGAAAAAUUAAAAGAAAAAGUGGAAAAAGUAUUGAACGUAAAGAAGAUGUGUUUUAAAUAUGAAACUGAAGAGGAAAAAAUUUUCCCUACUGAAUAUGUUGAAUUAUUUAAACCUAUCAUGAGAGAGGAAUUUGAUAGUGCAUUUAGUAUGGAUAAACUGACGUACCGAACUGCUUUAGUACAAAGUCAUUGCGAUCAUAUGCAAACUAAAUUGGAUGAAGAAAUGAUGAUAAACCAAGAUCUCAAAGAGAAAUUGAAAUACGUUUUAUCGCAAUUGCGGCCCGAGAGGGAUCUUGAACUGACGUUGAAGCAUUACAGUGACAUCUAAAUAAAUAAUAAUAACUAUUUAAUUUCA